Messenger RNA from Pipistrellus nathusii (Nathusius's pipistrelle), 1401 nucleotides. NCBI's taxonomy places the organism in Eukaryota, Metazoa, Chordata, Mammalia, Chiroptera, Vespertilionidae. The record is from the annotation of a GenBank genome assembly.
AUGGCAUCCUCCAGCCAGCGGGUGGAGAAGCCAGGGACCCUGGAACCCCAGCCGGAGCCUGGGUCGGGCCGCGAGCUUCAGUCCUGGCGGUGCCUGGUAUUCUACCUCUGCUUCUACGGCUUCAUGGCCCAGAUGCGUCCCGGCGAGAGCUUCAUUACCCCCUACCUCCUGGGCCCUAAGAACUUCACGAAGGAGCAGGUCACCAACGAGAUCACGCCGGUGCUGUCCUACGCCUACCUGGCAGUGCUGGUGCCCACCUUCCUGCUGACGGACUACCUGCGCUACAAGCCGGUGCUGCUCCUGCAGGGCCUGAGCUAUAUCUCGGUGUGGCUGCUGCUGCUGUUCGGCCACUCCGUGCUGCACAUGCAGUUCAUGGAGUUCUUCUACAGCCUCACCAUGGCUGCCCGCAUAGCCUACUCCUCCUACAUCUUCUCCCUCGUGCGCCCCGCCCAGUACCAGCGCAUGGCCGGCUACUCCAGGUCCGCCGUGCUCCUGGGCGUCUUCACCAGCUCCGUGCUGGGCCAGCUGCUCAUCACCGCGGGCAAGGUGACCUUCCAGACGCUCAACUACAUCUCGCUGGCCUUCCUCACCUUCAGCCUGAUCCUCGCCAUGUUCCUGAAGCGCCCCAAGCGCAGCCUGUUUUUCAACCGCAGUGAGCCUGCCCACGGCGAGGCCUCGCCCUCGGAGCUGGACAAGAUGCACCCUGGCCCUGGCCAGCCCACGGGCAGGAAGCUCCCCGGGACUCUGCUGGCGGGCUGGAGGGACUGGGUCCUCGUGCGCAUGCUCCGUGAGUUAGGCGCCAGCCUGCGGCUGCCACAGCUGCGCCUCUGGUCCCUCUGGUGGGUCUUCAACUCGACCGGCUACUACCUAAUCGUCUUCUAUGUGCACAUCCUGUGGAACGUGGUCGACCCCACCAAAGACACCACCAAGGUCUACAACGGUGGCGUGGACGCCGCCUCCACUCUGCUCGGCGCCAUCACCUCCUUUGCGGCGGGCUUUGUGAAGAUCCAGUGGGCCCUGUGGGCGAAGCUGAUCAUCGGAGGCGUGACGGCGGUGCAGGCCGCGCUGAUCUUCCUCAUGUACAGCACGAGCAGCAUCUGGGUGUGCUACGUGUCCUACGUGCUCUUCCGUGGCUUCUACCAGUUCCUGGUGCCCAUCGCCAUGAGCUCUGUGCCCUGGUCUUCGGAAUCAACACGUUCCUUGCCACUGUUCUCAAGACCAUCAUCACACUCAUCGUUUCCGACAAGCGGGGCCUGGGCCUCAAGGUCCAUUCCCAGUUCCUCAUCUACUUCGGGUACUUUGUGGUGCUGUCCAUUGCCUACUUCCUGGGAGCUGUGCUGGGGACCCUGUGGCAUUUCCUGGGGAGCCACCACCAGCCGCUGCCCCUGGGCCAGGAGCUAA